Messenger RNA from Myodes glareolus (Bank vole), 1804 nucleotides. RefSeq names its product PDZ and LIM domain 7 (gene Pdlim7). Gene Ontology annotation, cellular component: stress fiber; adherens junction; Z disc. The record is from RefSeq and is a predicted model, not a curated record. Gene Ontology annotation, biological process: heart development; actin cytoskeleton organization; muscle structure development. Gene Ontology annotation, molecular function: muscle alpha-actinin binding; actin binding. NCBI's taxonomy places the organism in Eukaryota, Metazoa, Chordata, Mammalia, Rodentia, Cricetidae.
CCUGAGGAGGGCGUGGCCUAGGGCUCCGCCCCCUUCCGCGGGCUCAAAUUGCGUGGCGUCCGCGGAGGCGGGGUCAGAGCGCAGCGGCGGAUCCCAGCGCGGCUCCGGGAGGCUGCGGAGCAGCGGCCCAGCUGGGCGCUCAGAACAGACACCAUGGAUUCCUUCAAGGUAGUGCUGGAGGGACCAGCACCUUGGGGCUUCCGGCUGCAAGGGGGCAAGGACUUCAAUGUGCCCCUCUCCAUCUCUCGGCUCACUCCUGGAGGCAAAGCUGCACAGGCUGGUGUGGCCGUGGGAGACUGGGUGCUGAGCAUCGAUGGCGAGAACGCAGGGAACCUCACACACAUUGAGGCCCAGAACAAGAUCCGUGCCUGUGGGGAGCGCCUUAGCCUGGGUCUUAGCAGAGCCCAGCCUGUUCAGAGCAAACCCCAGAAGGCCCUGACCCCUCCCGCCGACCCCCCGAGGUAUACUUUUGCACCAAGCGCCUCCCUCAACAAGACGGCCCGGCCCUUUGGGGCACCCCCACCUACUGACAGCACCCCGCAGCAGAAUGGGUGCAGACCCCUGACAAGUCAACAGUUGCUCAGACAGCUGGUCCCCGAUGCCAGCAAGCAGCGGCUGAUGGAGGACACCGAAGACUGGCGGCCACGGCCGGGGACAGGCCAAUCCCGCUCCUUCCGCAUCCUUGCCCACCUCACGGGCACAGAGUUCAUGCAAGACCCGGAUGAGGAAUACAUGAAGAAGUCAAGCCAGGUGCCCAGGACAGAAGCCCCAGCCCCAGCCCCAGCCUCAGCUAUACCCCAGGAGCCCUGGCCUGGCCCCACCACCCCCAGCCCUACCAGCCGCCCACCCUGGGCCGUGGACCCAGCAUUUGCUGAGCGCUAUGCCCCAGACAAAACUAGCACAGUGUUGACCCGGCAUAGCCAGCCAGCCACACCCACGCCUCUGCAGAACCGCACGUCCAUAGUGCAGGCCGCAGCUGGAGGGGGCGCAGGAGGGGGCAGCAAUAAUGGCAAGACUCCCGUCUGCCACCAGUGCCACAAGAUCAUCCGGGGCCGCUACCUGGUAGCGCUGGGCCACGCAUACCACCCUGAAGAAUUUGUGUGCAGCCAGUGUGGAAAGGUUCUGGAAGAGGGUGGCUUCUUCGAGGAGAAGGGGGCUGUCUUUUGCCCCUCCUGCUAUGAUGUGCGUUAUGCACCCAGCUGUGCCAAAUGCAAGAAGAAGAUCACUGGAGAGAUCAUGCAUGCCCUGAAGAUGACCUGGCACGUGCAUUGCUUCACCUGCGCUGCCUGCAAGACACCUAUUCGCAACAGAGCCUUUUACAUGGAGGAAGGGGCGCCCUACUGCGAGCGAGACUAUGAGAAGAUGUUUGGCACAAAAUGUCGAGGCUGUGACUUCAAGAUUGAUGCUGGAGACCGCUUCCUGGAAGCUCUGGGCUUCAGCUGGCAUGACACAUGCUUUGUUUGUGCAAUCUGUCAAAUCAACCUGGAAGGAAAGACCUUCUACUCCAAGAAGGACAAGCCCCUUUGCAAGAGCCAUGCCUUCUCCCACGUCUGAGCGCCUUCCACAUACUGUUGCCACCCCACCCUGCCUGAGGGGUGAAAAAUCGAGAGUGAUCACCCUCAACAUUUCUGGGUAGGGCUGGCAGUGGUUGUCCCAGCCCCAACUCCUGGCCGGAUCCUGGGGUUCCCUGAAUCCUGUUUCACCUUCUUCACAAUCCCCCUACUUCACUUCCUCCACCACCGUCACUCCCUGGUGCUGGUCGUACUAGGCCUGGUUCCAGUGCCACAAUAAACCUGUAUCUAGC